AUGGUUAGGCCAGAGUAUAGUUCUCCCCCAGAAUUUUUUUAUAACGAAGAUGAAGCAAAAAAGUAUGUUCGAAAUUCCAGAAUAAGAGAUAUUCAAUCUCAAAUGACUGAAAGAGCAAUCGAAUUACUUUUACUACCAGAUACUCCAUGUUUAUUGCUGGAUAUUGGCUGUGGGUCUGGAAUAAGUGGAAUGACCUUGAACGAAUAUGAUCAUUUUUGGAUAGGAAUAGAUAUUAGUAUCCAUAUGUUAAGAGCCGGAGUACAAAAUGAGGCUACAGAAGGAGGAGAUAUGAUUUUAGCAGACAUGGGAAAAAUGAUGAGAUUUCAACCUUCCAUAUUCGAUGGAGUUGUCAGUAUAUCUGCCUUGCAAUGGUUAUGUAAUUGGGAUAAAAAAUCAGAAAGUCCAACCUUAAGACUUAACACAUUUUUCAAAUGGCUAUAUUAUUGUUUAAAACGAGGAGCCAGAGCAGUCUUCCAAUUUUAUCCUGAUUCUCCUCAACAAAUUGAGACCAUAACAAAUGCCGCAAUAAAAUCGGGUUUUGGUGGUGGUGUUGUUGUUGAUUUUCCAAAUUCAGCAAAAUCUAAAAAAUAUUAUUUGUGUUUAUGGGCGGGUUCAGCUACUAUUACAAAUAUGAAUGAGCCAGUGGAAAACGAAGAAGAAGACAUGAUUACGCAGGAAAGGAGACGAAGUAAUAAAAAAACAAAGAAGAUUAUUAAGAAAAAUAAGGAAUGGAUAUUAAAGAAAAAGGAACAAAGAAGAAAGAAAAAUUUGGAAGUUAAAAGAGACAGUAAGUACACUGGAAGGAAAAGGAAAACGAGAUACUAA
Messenger RNA from Plasmodium vinckei vinckei, 825 nucleotides. RefSeq names its product S-adenosylmethionine-dependent methyltransferase, putative. Bases 1 to 825 code for a protein of 274 amino acids. NCBI's taxonomy places the organism in Eukaryota, Apicomplexa, Aconoidasida, Haemosporida, Plasmodiidae. Gene Ontology annotation, biological process: rRNA (guanine-N7)-methylation. Gene Ontology annotation, cellular component: nucleolus. The transcript is spliced from 10 exons. The record is from RefSeq and is a predicted model, not a curated record. Gene Ontology annotation, molecular function: rRNA (guanine) methyltransferase activity.